UUGACUUCGUCCUGCAGUAUUGCUUCGACCUGACCACCAUCUAUUGCCUGUACAUGAACUACGCCCUGGCAUUUGUUGCGGUGAUCUUGCUCUUCUUCAAGGAUUACCCCUACAAAGCGGAGGCGUCAACGCAGACAGCGGGCAGUUGCCCGCUACCAUUGGCAUCUACAUCGACGUGGUUGGAUCCUACUCUCAGACAGCAAGCUUGCCGAGAUUCGUCGGCGCUUGAGCAGACACCAUUCCCGAGACCCAGCUCUUCUUCGACGUCUUUCCGAAGCGAUGACGACGAAAGAGCCGUGGCGAUGUUACUGGUGCAAGAGGCUGAACAAGCAGGUCGCGACGCAAUGCGGGUCCUGUUACAGAGACAGUGGAAGAGGGAAGACUGGGAAAAUCGAGGCUAUUCACCGCGCAGAAAGGCGGAUCAUCAUCAAGGAUACCAAGAUCACUCAGCACCUUCACCACGCAAAAGACCGAAAACACCCAAGAAGAAGAACAAGGAGAAGCCCGGAAGCUAUGGAGCACCAGCAUUGGAACCGCCAUGGCAAACAUCUGCGCAUGGUGCAAUGGCUACAUCGACAACGACGCCUGCGAUGGGGAGCGCAGAGUCGACUUUGUUGACAGAGCUGGUCCAUGCCAUCGAGGCUUCCGACUUGCAGAUCACGGACGAAGUGCAAACGGUGAUCGAGAAAGCGAAAAGACCACCAGAGACACCGCCUGUGACGGCCAAGACAGUAAGACAAGCAUUCGACAAACUGGAGAAGAAGCGCAAGACGUUGCAGCAGGCUCAAACGGCACGCUCAAACUUGCAUCUCUCCUGGAACCAAUACAUCGAAGAAUCGGUCAAGCGCUGGAAGUCGUUUGCGACAGACUUUGCGCAAAAGGACGCAGAUUUGGAGAAGAGAGUGGCGGCUGCCAAAGAAGCAGUGGUCGAGGCCAAGCAGAAAUACGACACUGCCAAGGAGGACAACGACCGCCAGGAUGCCAACAAUGUGGACGAGGUCGAGGAAGUCUCGGACGGCAUGGACGAAGAUCCACCAGAUCGGAUAGCCACAGCCGAGGAGAUCCAGGCCAACAUCACAGCAAUGGUGUCCAAUCUGGAUGCGCUUCGAACGCGCCCAGUUGCAGAGCAAGGAGAACAUGCCCUCAAAAAGCAGAAAACAAAUCCAGGGGAAGAAGGAGAUUCCGCCAGGCAGUCUCAGCCUGGUUAUGGACAAGCAGCACUACAGCCUUUUGGUGGGCCCGGCAAAUAG
This is a messenger RNA of Cladocopium goreaui, 1250 nucleotides long. The record is from the annotation of a GenBank genome assembly. Lineage: Eukaryota; Dinophyceae; Suessiales; Symbiodiniaceae.